Mirounga angustirostris (Northern elephant seal) is the source of this 2278-nucleotide messenger RNA. RefSeq names its product gasdermin E (gene GSDME). Lineage: Eukaryota; Metazoa; Chordata; Mammalia; Carnivora; Phocidae. The record is from RefSeq and is a predicted model, not a curated record. Gene Ontology annotation, biological process: programmed cell death. The transcript has 10 exons. Gene Ontology annotation, cellular component: cytoplasm. The coding region runs from base 104 to 1591 and encodes 495 amino acids.
CGGCCCGCCCCGCGAGGCUAGUCCGCCCGGGCCGCGCGGGGCGCCCAGUGCGCGGCUGCGGGGACCCGGCGGCGGCGCGGGCAGGUAAUUUGGAGCUCUCAUAAUGUUUGCCAAAGCAACAAGGAAUUUUCUUAAAGAAGUUGAUGCCGGAGGUAACCUGAUUGCAGUAUCAAACUUGAAUGACUCUGAUAAGUUACAACUUCUAAGUCUGGUGACCAAAAAAAAGAGAUUCUGGUGCUGGCAGAGACCCAAGUACCAGUUUUUGUCUGUCACCCUUGGAGAUGUACUUACAGAAGACCAAUUUCUGAGUCCAGUGGUCGUGGAGUCAGACUUUGUGAAAUAUGAGAGCAAGUUUCAAAACCACGUGAAUGGGACCAUCGAGACGGCGCUAGGGAAGGUCAAGAUGAAUGUUGGAGGCAAAGGACUGGUGGAAAGUCAGUCUUCUUUUGGAAACCUGAGGAAGCAGGAGGUGGACCUGCAGCAGCUCAUCAGAGACUCCACUGAGAGAGCGAUAAAUCUGAGGGACCCCGUGCUGCAGCAGGUGCUGGAGAGGAAGAAUGAGGUCCUGUGUGUCCUGACACAGAAGAUAGUGACGACACAGCCGUGUGUGCUAUCGGAGCGCGUUCAGAUCGAGGAGAGGUGCGGCGGCGUGGUGGGGAUCCAGACCAAGACGGUGCAGGUGUCCGCAAAGGAGGAUGGGAACAUUGUCAAGGACACCAACGUGGUGCUGGAGAUCCCCGCUCCCACCGCCCUCGCCUAUGGCGUCAUCGAGUUGUAUGUGAAGCUGGACGGCCAGUUCAAAUUCUGCCUCCUACAAGGGAAGCAUGGUGGCUUUGAGCUCGAGAGAAGUGGCUCUGUCUUCAUGGACCCUCUGCCCUUUCAAGAGUUUGCAUCUGGGGACAUGCCAGAUGCUGGGCAGGGACCAUCUGCCCUGGAUUGGCCGUUGAGUGUUUUAAAACAAGCCACUCUGCUCUUGGAGAGGAACUUCCAUCCCUUUGCGGGGCUGCCGGAACAGCAGCAGACAGCACUGAACAAUGUCUUCCAGGCGGUCCUGUCUGACGAAGAGUCACUUAUGGCCCUGGAGCAAGUGUGUGAGGAUGUGGUGAGCGGCCUGUCGCCCCCACUGGCAAUACUGGGGGAGCUGAAGCCCCCACAGCAGCAGGACGUCAUGGCUUUCCUAUGUUUGGUGGGAUACGGAGUACAGGGCGGGUGUCCAGGCCUGGCGGAUACACUCAGCAACCAGCAGCUCUUUUCUACAGCCUACUUCUUGGUCAGUGCCCUAGCAGAAAUGCCAGAUAAUGCAGCAGCGCUGCUGGGUGCUUGCUGUAAACUCCAGAUUAUUCCUACGCUGUGUCACUUGCUCCGUGCUCUCUCUGAUGAUGGAGUAUCUGAUCUUGAAAAUCCAGACUUGGCUCCUCUGAAGGAUAUGGAAAAGUUUAUGAUUGUGCAGCGUUUGUUUGCCUUAGCCAACAUGAACCUGGAGAGACUGCAGUCAUCUGUGAAAGCUGUCACCCAGAAGGACCCCAGCAUUUUCCCACUAAUUCUUUAUAUAAGCCUGAACGGACUCUGUGCUUUAGGCAGAGCACAUUAAUAACAUCAUAUGUGAAUUACAAGUACAUGUUAUCAGCCAAGGCUGGGUAUUUUUCAGCACUGUUAAGAUACUACUGAGUUUAGUCACCAGGUACUCUGUAAACAGUUUUUCAUAAAAGGCCUGUGCUAAUGACCCAGUGUCUAAGUUAGAUUUUAGCAUCUGAAGAGCUAGAGGAGGGUUGAGAAUUCUAAGCUAGUGUACAGACUUUUUUCUGCAGAAAAAAAUUGGUCCGCCUAUCUUUUUCUGCUAUACAAAAACAGAUGAGUUUGGUUUUGCUCCAAAAAUUCAUUUUAAAUUGUAAAUGCCAUAGGAAGACAAUUUAUAGAAGAGUCUGUUUUAGAUGUGCUGAUUGACAAAUGAACUGUAAAUGCCAUUAUAGUACAUAUAUUCUGCUAAACAAAAUUAUACUAAAAUAAUUAGUAGGUGACCCUUCCUUAGGGGUCUAGCUGUAGACAUUUUUUUUGUUAUGCUUUGAUGAGCGUACCAAUUCUAUGUCAAGAACAAUGCUGAUUUCCCAUGCAUUCUCGAUUUUUAAUUUAUAAAAUACUACAUACUGUAUCAAAGGAAACUCUGAACUGUGUAUAUUUUGCAUUUAAUUCUGUUUGAAAUUCUUCUAUAAAUAACUUGGACUAUCUCUCUAGUGCCUCUGAUUCCUUUGCCACUAACCACUGGGGAGCUGAAACCACU